Messenger RNA from Nerophis lumbriciformis (worm pipefish), 1185 nucleotides. Lineage: Eukaryota; Metazoa; Chordata; Actinopteri; Syngnathiformes; Syngnathidae. The record is from RefSeq and is a predicted model, not a curated record.
AUGGCGGAUUCGGGCAGCACCGCAGCGGUCGGGGCCGCGGCGUCCGCCUCCAACAGCGCAAAUGCUGCCGGGGCUGCUGGCACUGUUGCGCAUGAUGGGGCGCCGGGGGCUGCGGGACAAAAACCCGCGUCCGAGUCCGUCAAGGGCCAAAUAUUUGACGUGGGGCCCCGUUACACCAACCUGUCUUACAUCGGGGAGGGGGCUUACGGAAUGGUGUGCUCUGCCCUGGACCACAUGACUAACCAGCGUGUAGCCAUCAAGAAAAUCAGCCCUUUCGAGCACCAGACGUAUUGCCAGCGCACACUGAGGGAGAUUAAGAUCCUGCUGCGUUUUAACCAUGAGAAUAUCAUCGGCAUCAAUGACAUUCUAAGGGCUCGCCACAUCGACAAUAUGAGAGAUGUUUACAUCGUACAAACCCUGAUGGAGACAGACCUGUACAAGCUGCUCAAAACCCAGAAACUGAGCAACGACCAUGUUUGCUAUUUCCUCUACCAGAUCCUGCGAGGACUCAAAUACAUUCACUCUGCCAAUGUGUUGCACCGUGACCUCAAACCCUCCAACCUGCUCAUCAACACCACUUGCGACCUCAAGAUUUGUGACUUUGGCCUGGCGCGGAUUGCUGACCCUGAGCACGACCACACAGGAUUCUUGACUGAGUACGUGGCCACGCGUUGGUACAGGGCUCCAGAAAUCAUGCUCAACUCAAAGGGCUACUCUAAGUCCAUUGACAUCUGGUCAGUGGGCUGUAUCUUGGCUGAGAUGUUAUCAAACAAGCCCAUCUUCCCUGGGAAACAUUAUCUGGAUCAGCUCAACCACAUUUUGGGUGUCCUUGGGUCUCCAUCCCAAGAAGAUCUGAACUGUAUCAUUAAUAUGAAAGCCCGAAACUAUCUGCAGUCUCUGCCAGAAAAACCCAAGAUCCCCUGGGAGAAGCUUUUCUGCAGAGGCGACUCUAAAGCUCUGGACCUGCUAGGCCGCAUGUUGACCUUUAACCCCAACAAGCGUAUCAGUGUUGAGGAGGCGCUGGCUCAUCCUUAUCUGGAGCAGUACUACGACCCCACAGAUGAGCCAGUGGCAGAAGAGCCCUUCACUUUCACCAUGGAGUUGGAUGACCUUCCCAAGGAGAAGCUGAAGGAACUCAUAUUUGAAGAGACUGCUCGCUUCCAGGAGACUUACCAGGGCUCCUGA